AUGGUGGCAGCUUGGGGUGAGAUCUGUCGCCGAUGCGUCACUACUGCGGUGGAAAUCCCGGUUCAGAUCUUACUCAUUGCUGCCCUAGCCACAUUGCUGGGACUAUUUGUGCUGUUCUCAAUAUUUAUUUCUUUUGUUGCGCCAGUCCCACGAGAACCCCUACCAGAGGAAAAGAAGUACCGAACCCUGGCCAAAGACGGAUCCGUGACCGACCCGGAACCCCUACCCUGCUGGCUCGACAGCCUAGACGCCAAGGAGAGUGACUCAACCCCCACCACAGCCCACACAAUCACACCAGCCGAGCUGUUCAUGUCCGUUGUAGUGCCAGCCUACAACGAGGAAGACCGGUUAACUGGCAUGCUGGAAGAAGCCGUCAACUAUCUGGAGCACAUGUACGGGGACACAGCCAGUGCGAUCGCCAGAGCCAACAGCCCAGGCACAAUGGAGACGCGCUCAAUGCGCAAACGCAAGCCGAAUGGAGAUACCACCAGUGACGCCGCAGGCUCGGCCUCAGACCGCGGCUGGGAGAUCAUCCUCGUCUCAGACGGGUCGACAGACCGCACUGAGGAAGUGGCAUUCCGGUUUGCGCGGGACCACCAGCUCUCUCUGCACCCCAAGGGACACGCGGGUCCGUGGACGCCGAAGGCUGCGGAGGGCGCUCAUAUCCCGCCCGGCACGAUCCGCGUCGUGAACUUGACUCAUAACCGUGGCAAGGGCGGCGCGGUCACGCAUGGUAUGCGCCAUGUCCGUGGGCAGUAUGUUGUCUUUGCGGAUGCGGACGGGGCGAGUAAGUUUGAUGAUUUGGGGAAGCUUGUUGGGGCUUGUCGAGAUGUGGAGGAUGCGAAGGGGCGGGCGGUUGCGGUUGGAUCGCGGGCACACAUGGUUGGGAGUGAGGCUGUGGUCAAGCGAUCCAAGCUUCGCAACUUCUUGAUGCAUUCGUUCCAUUUGAUCCUGUGGCUCAUGACGCCUCCUAAAACUGCUACUGUCAAGGAUACACAGUGCGGAUUCAAGCUGUUCUCUCGCAGUGCGUUGCCUUACAUCGUGCCGUACAUGCAUUCCGAGGGCUGGAUCUUCGAUGUUGAGAUGCUCAUGCUGGCCGAAUUCGCUCGGAUCCCUGUGGCUGAGGUGCCCGUGGGAUGGAGGGAGGUCAAGGGUAGCAAAUUGAAUGUUCUACGAGAUAGUCUUGGUAUGGCUUGGGGUCUGGCCGUUCUGCGAGCAGCUUGGUCGCUAGGUGUGUAUAGACAGCGAUGA
Messenger RNA from Penicillium digitatum Pd1, 1251 nucleotides. RefSeq names its product dolichyl-phosphate beta-glucosyltransferase. Lineage: Eukaryota; Fungi; Ascomycota; Eurotiomycetes; Eurotiales; Aspergillaceae. Gene Ontology annotation, cellular component: endoplasmic reticulum membrane. The record is from RefSeq and is a predicted model, not a curated record.